AAUAUUGAUGAACAACGUUGAUAGGAAUUUCCAAUUAUCAGUGGCAUGUUUGGCUACAAUUAUAGUUUUUAUAGGUUUGUACACUCAAUCUUUACAGAAAAUGGUGGUCACUUACUUCAUUGGUAUGCUAGGGAUCAUUGGUGUGCUUUCACCUGAUUGGGAGUCCUUUGAUCAGAGUGUCUCCCAAUGGUGCAACCCUCUCAAGGUGGAUAAUUUGACCUUUGAAUCUGACACAUCAACAAGGUUUAGAUUCUACCCAGUUAGAGUGGCUAUCUUCACGAUUGUUUAUGGAUUUGUUCUAUACAAGUGGUGGAUGUUUAUAUCCAGUGAAUGAAUAAAUUCACUAUGGCAAAUUUCUCUUGCUUUCUAAGAAUGACAAUGCACACAUAUUUGGUGGUAGUAUUUUUUUUUUUUUUUUUUUUUUUUUUU
Molecule: messenger RNA, 429 nt
Organism: Lycium ferocissimum
Lineage: Eukaryota; Viridiplantae; Streptophyta; Magnoliopsida; Solanales; Solanaceae
Product: signal peptidase complex-like protein DTM1
Exons: 2
Coding region: 8-334 (108 amino acids)
Biological process (GO): anther wall tapetum development
Cellular component (GO): endoplasmic reticulum membrane; signal peptidase complex
Source: RefSeq, a predicted model, not a curated record